AUGAUAAGAUACCCACUUAAUUUCACACAAAAACUAGAUGAUCUGGAUUUUGCUAAAGUUCUGACAAUUGGCUUUUAAUAACUAAAAGAUAAAUCUCGGUAAAACUUUGAAAUAGAUUAAAUACCUAAUGAUGAUGAAGUGCAAUUGCUGUUAACUGACUCUAGAUUCGCUCCAACUGAGAGACAUGGCUACACAGCCAACCAUUAAUUAACUCCUAAUUUUUUUAAGAGAUUUGACUUUGAUGAAAAUACUAGGCUUUAGGUUAUUUGGAGAUUAAAAGUGUUUGGAGGAUAGCUAGGGUUUUUUCCUAUCUUAUAGUCUGAAACUGCAAAAAAGGAUGGGUUUAGGGUGCUUAGAUUUUACUGUGAAUAUAAAAAGAAAAAAUAUCAAGUUUAGACCGUAGAAGAUCAAAACUAUUUAGAUAUAUUAGAAGGAGGUUGCCCUUUCAAAGUUUUAUAUAGAUGCAAGGUUAAUGCUGAAAAAAGGGAUAUAUCUAAGUACUCAUUAAAUGGUUUCGAUCCUUACCAUAAUCAUGAUUUUGGUGCUCCAAUUUGA
Molecule: messenger RNA, 555 nt
Organism: Stylonychia lemnae
Lineage: Eukaryota; Ciliophora; Spirotrichea; Sporadotrichida; Oxytrichidae
Source: the annotation of a GenBank genome assembly